Messenger RNA from Nicrophorus vespilloides, 1844 nucleotides. Its product is annotated as protein-L-isoaspartate O-methyltransferase domain-containing protein 1-like. Gene Ontology annotation, molecular function: protein-L-isoaspartate (D-aspartate) O-methyltransferase activity. The transcript has 5 exons. Gene Ontology annotation, biological process: protein modification process. Gene Ontology annotation, cellular component: cytoplasm. The record is from RefSeq and is a predicted model, not a curated record. The coding region runs from base 143 to 1519 and encodes 458 amino acids. Lineage: Eukaryota; Metazoa; Arthropoda; Insecta; Coleoptera; Silphidae.
CCCUACUUCUGAUGCAUUGUAUUUUGACGCAUCUCGUACUGUUUUGGAUGCACCCAAGCGCCUGAUGUGACAUUUUAUGUUAUAAAUCGCAUCGAACAGCAGAUAUCUAAUAUUGUCACACGUUACGAACUGAAGAUAAAAGAUGAACAUGUUCCAGUUUUAUGAGAUGGGGGGUGCAGUGAGUUCAGGUCGCAACAACAAUCACCUGAUUGAUAAUUUGGUUGAUAAUGAUUACAUACACACAAUCAUGGUGGAGAGGGUGUUCCGGGCAAUCGACCGAGCAGAAUAUAUGCUGCAGGAGUACAGGUGUGAAGCAUACAAGGAUCAGGCUUGGAGACAUCAACACUAUCAUCUGUCAGCACCUUGUAUUUAUAGUGAAGCUUUAGAGGGGUUGAGGCUGAGGCCAGGACUUAGCUUCUUGAAUUUGGGUAGUGGCACUGGGUAUCUGAGCACCAUGGCUGGUCUGAUUCUGGGUAGCAAUGGUGUCAAUCAUGGGGUGGAAUAUCAUGAGGAUGUCAUCAAGUAUGCCUACACCAAGUUGGAGGAAUUCAAGAAAUACUCUGGUGCCAUAGACGAAUUCGACUUCUGUGAGCCACAGUUUAUGCAAGGAAAUUGCUUGGCACUUGCGCUCACCCGCAGGUAUGAUAGGAUUUACGUUGGAGCGUCCUGUCCUGAGCAGUACGAUGAUUUCUUGAAGAGUUUCUUAAAAGUUGGCGGCAUUAUGAUCAUGCCGUUCCGAGAUUCCCUGAUGCAGGUCCUGCGCGUUUCUGAAAGCUCCUAUCACGUUUGUCCAUUGAUCCCAGUGACUUUCGCAAUGCUGAUUCUACCGAAAACAAACAAUCCAGAGCCGCAGGAACUCCUUGACAUUCAACCGCUGUCCUUGCAACAGAUGUGCCGUAAUAAAAUCAGAAAUAUUCUGAGAGAAAACGUUAAUGAAGAUGUUCCGAAUAUAAAGUUCCAUCGCAGCAAAAUGUUCAGUCACCUGAAGCGUUACCACAAGAUUCACGAUAAAGAUAUGGCCGAUUUUGAGUACACCAGUCUUGUGAAUCGUCAAAGCUGCGAUGAAGACGAUAAAUUCCCUGAAGCUAAAAAGAAAAAGAGGUGCGACGAUAAGACUGUUAGGAGGAGGAGACGACGUGAUAAUUCAGAUAGCGGCGACUCUUCCUCUUCUGAUAUGGAGACGAACGAGAACGCUGAAGAGCAUCUGCUCAGACCUACAUUGAAUUAUUUCGCUUCUCCAUCGUUCAUUUUCGAUUGGAACAUCAAUUUGAGUGAGCACAGCGACGAGGAGGAGGUGGAGGAAGAGGAGGAGGAACAACAACAAUCGAAUGAGUUCCGGGAUGUUCUUUGCAGCGAUGAGAACAGUUGCAACAGUUGCACCGAUGAAGGUGAGAGCGAAGAGGAUCAUCCUGUUAGGAGGAUGAUAGAGAGUCCAUACACGCCUUUGAUGCGCGAAAAAAUUGACGAGUUACCUUUACCUGGAAUGUUGAAGGAGUUUUUGAAUUAUAAUAGGGUUUAAGGUAUUUUCUUUGAAUUUGUGAACGAACGGAUGAAUGUUAUUGGAAUUUAACAUUUCUUUUUUCUUGUUGUAAUGUUUAAUGUAUAUGUUUGUAUAAAUUAGAAUAUAUUUUUUAUUCAAUAUAAUUAACAAUCUUUAGUUUAUUACAACGCUGUGUACAAUUUAAAACUUGUGAUCUAUGUCGAUAUAAUAUUUUAAGGUGAGUCUUUCCAAUUUCUUCAAUAACUUUACGUUAAAUUAUACAUUUCUAUCAAGAUAUUGUAAUAAAUGGGAAAUUAAAGGAAUAUUUGUAUAGGAAAUAAAGUAUAUUAUUUAACAUAUUUAA